AUGGGGAUUUACGAUUUUGAUCUCUACAAUCAUCCGGAAUGUUUGAACGAGGUAAAAAAAGAAUUGACAAUACUCAGUGAACAGAUCAAGAUAGUUGAAGGCCUCGAGCACGCCAGGGCCCGUCUUGCUGCGACACGCUCAUUGGACUCCAAUACUCUAUCAAAGUGCGACGUGUUCAUGCGUUGUGUCAACGAUAAUGCAUUUAAGCCUGACUUCGCUCUGGAGCUUCGUAAGCUAAGCUGGGACGGUUUGGCUUUCUGCUCUAUUAGUUUCGAAGAGAGACGCAUCCGAUACUUGGUUCGCCAUUUGAAGGCGUCAGAUAUUCGGACCUAUAUGAAAAAUGUAGGGGUGUCAUGUCUCGAUCGUCCGGAGGUUUCCACGCGCCUGAACCGUUUGUCCGCUGAAUCUCAAGGGAAGCCAUUUCAUGAGUAUUACACAACUAUCCACAAAGAACACCACGUUUCCCUGGCAUCGGCCUCUGCAGAACCAGAUGAUCAGAUGGAUGACGACACUUGGCCAGCUCCCAAACCUCGUACAACAGCUAUACAGCCUGGCGCCUUCGAGUUUCCUGCGGCACCUUGGACAAACAUCGAAAAGGUGUUUCCGAUACAAGUUGCAACAGCUAUUCGCCACGUCCCUCCGCGUAUAAACGAUCCAAACAUAACAGACUGUGUGCGAUCAAGAUUCCCACGGGGUCGCGGCGAUGGCGAUGCGGCCAUCUGGUUGGAUAUUGAAACUAUUGGGAUACAUCCAUUGCUGUGUGGCUCUGGACCAGGCGUUCUUACAACCCAGAUUAAGAAAGUCUUCGGUGAUACAGUCGCAUACGCUAUUGAGGAAAGCGAUUUACGGAAAUGGGAGAAAGAAAAUGGACUUUUGGAUACAACGGAAUGCGUGAAGGUGAAGAGGUUUUGUCAUGUGGAGCUUCGGAUAGCCUGCGACACAACUAUAGCGCAGAAUCUAUUCAGUUGA
Molecule: messenger RNA, 969 nt
Organism: Penicillium canescens
Lineage: Eukaryota; Fungi; Ascomycota; Eurotiomycetes; Eurotiales; Aspergillaceae
Exons: 2
Coding region: 1-969 (322 amino acids)
Source: RefSeq, a predicted model, not a curated record